UUUCUAUUCUCUACCUACGGAUCUUUCUUCGCUUCAUUCUUCACGUCUGAAAGAGAAAAAGAAAAAGAACAAAGCUCAUCAUGUCCUCCAAAUCUACCCUUACCUACGGGGCCCGCGCCAAAAACCACCCUAACCCACUCACCAAGAAGCUGUUCGAGAUCGCCGAAGCCAAAAAGACCAACGUCACCGUCUCAGCGGAUGUAACCACGACGAAAGAGCUUCUGGACCUGGCAGAUCGCCUGGGCCCCUACAUCGCCGUGAUAAAAACCCACAUCGACAUCCUCUCCGACUUCAGCCAAGAAACCAUCGAUGGCCUGCAGAGCCUCGCACAAAAGCACAACUUCCUGAUCUUCGAAGACCGCAAGUUCAUCGACAUCGGCAACACCGUGCAGAAGCAGUACCACGGCGGCGCCCUGCGGAUCUCGGAAUGGGCGCAUAUCAUCAACUGCGCGAUCCUCCCGGGGGAGGGGAUCGUCGAGGCCCUUGCGCAAACCGCAUCGUCGUCGUCGUCGUCGUCUGAUUUCCCGUACGGGCCGGAGCGCGGCCUGCUCAUUCUCGCGGAGAUGACCUCCAAGGGGUCCCUUGCUACGGGGGAGUACACGGUGCGGUCGGCGGAGUAUGCGCGGAAGUACAAGGGGUUUGUGAUGGGGUUUGUGUCGACGAGGGCGCUGAGCGAGGUUGUUUCGGAGCGGGGUGGCGAGGACGCGGAGGAGGAUUUUGUGGUCUUUACGACGGGGGUGAAUUUGGCGUCUAAGGGGGACAAGCUGGGACAGCAGUAUCAGACUCCUGGGUCGGCGGUUGGACGUGGCGCCGACUUUAUUAUUGCGGGGAGGGGGAUCUACGCGGCGGAGGAUCCUGUGGAGGCUGCGAAGAGGUAUCGGGAGGAAGGGUGGGAGGCUUAUUUGGCUAGGGUAGGUGGGAAAUAGAUUCCUUAAGAAUGAAUCAAUCAAUAAUAGGAUAGAGCUGUUUGGACUUGACUAGUUGGGUGCUCUGAAGCAGAGACAACCUGUAUCUAC
Molecule: messenger RNA, 1016 nt
Organism: Aspergillus ochraceoroseus IBT 24754
Lineage: Eukaryota; Fungi; Ascomycota; Eurotiomycetes; Eurotiales; Aspergillaceae
Gene: pyrG
Product: orotidine-5'-phosphate decarboxylase pyrG
Exons: 2
Coding region: 81-926 (281 amino acids)
Biological process (GO): 'de novo' UMP biosynthetic process; 'de novo' pyrimidine nucleobase biosynthetic process
Cellular component (GO): cytosol
Molecular function (GO): orotidine-5'-phosphate decarboxylase activity
Source: RefSeq, a predicted model, not a curated record